Mytilus trossulus (common blue mussel) is the source of this 1334-nucleotide messenger RNA. Its product is annotated as phosphopantothenate--cysteine ligase-like. Gene Ontology annotation, cellular component: cytoplasm; nucleus. Gene Ontology annotation, molecular function: phosphopantothenate--cysteine ligase activity. The record is from RefSeq and is a predicted model, not a curated record. NCBI's taxonomy places the organism in Eukaryota, Metazoa, Mollusca, Bivalvia, Mytilida, Mytilidae. Gene Ontology annotation, biological process: coenzyme A biosynthetic process. The coding region runs from base 47 to 976 and encodes 309 amino acids. The transcript is spliced from 7 exons.
UUGACAAUGCGUUGGUUUCUUUCCCCUUACUCAUAAUACCCUGACAAUGGCAACAACAUGGAAAGAUUUUCUUGAUCAGACCGAAAAGCCAGAUAAGUUUGACGAGAAAUCGAAAGACAUAGUCGACUUUGUGAAUUUCCAACUGCGUUCAAAACGCCACAUUGUUCUUGUCACAAGUGGUGGAACAACUGUACCACUAGAGAGUAAAACUGUGCGUUUCCUUGACAACUUCAGUGUGGGAACCAGAGGUGCCUUAUCUACAGAGUAUUUUCUAAAGAGAGGUUAUGCUGUGAUAUUCCUAACAAGAAACAGAGGGUUACGUCCAUUUUUAAGACAUGUGCCAAAAACAAAUAUUUUAGACUUGCUAACAAUAACAGACAACAAAGAUGUAAAAGUCAAACCAGAAUAUGAACCAAAAAUUCUACAAGUUUUACAGACUUAUCAGGAAAUAAAGAAUGAUAAUUUAUUACUGACCGUAGAGUUUCAGACAUUAAGUGACUAUCUACAGUUAUUAAAAGCAUGUUCCUUUGCUCUUCAAGCAGCAGGAAACCAGGCUGUACUGUAUUUAGCAGCUGCUGUGUCAGACUUCUACAUCCCAAAAGAUUUAAUGCCAGAACAUAAAAUUCAGUCAUCAGGUGGUCCAUUGAAGUUAUCACUACAACUGGUUCCUAAAAUGUUGGAACCAUUAGUCAAAGAAUGGGUACCAGAUGCUUUUGUUGUUAGCUUUAAGCUUGAAACAGACAAAGAUUUAUUGAUAUCCAAAGCAUUACAAGCCAUAGACAAAUAUCAACACCAGAUAGUCAUUGCAAAUUUAUUAGAAACAAGAAAGAAAGAGAUUUUUGUUGUUACCAGGGAAACACAGGAUUGUGUAUCACUAUCAGAUGCAGACAUUAAAAAUGGGAAAGAAAUUGAAGAACUCAUUAUUGAUUGUCUCGUUGAACGCCAUUGUCAGUUUUGUUCUAUAGAGAAAGUAUGAUGUUCAAGUGCUCGAGGUUAACUCCAUCAUUUAUAUCUAGAAAUUUAUAGAUGAAAAAAUAUACAUAUAAUCAGAUUUUGGUAGAAUAGAAACAAAAAUUCCUACAAAAUACCUACUAAGACUCAUAUAAUGUUAGUCUACACUAUCAAAAGAAUGUCUAAUUUAUGCAAGUAUCUUUUAAGUCAUUCUCAUCAUUGUCAUUUUAGAAUAACUGUGGAUACACUAUUUUAUGUGCAAUACACUUGUUUCUAAAGGUGAACCACUAAUCUUUAUGUUUAAAUAAAUACAAAAUUUCUGUAGGCUUGUAUUCAGAAUUUGGCAAAUCCAUGAAAUUGAAGAUUUGGUACCAACAAAAUUA